This is a messenger RNA of Closterium sp. NIES-67, 1265 nucleotides long. The record is from the annotation of a GenBank genome assembly. Lineage: Eukaryota; Viridiplantae; Streptophyta; Zygnematophyceae; Desmidiales; Closteriaceae.
CUUUCCAUUCCAUGACAUUAUCCAGGUUUCCCGCCAAAUUGCUGUGCUUGAUGAGUCGACAUGGAGGCCAGAGCUAGCAGUAAUACUCCAUGAAACUUUCAGCGUCCAGCUUCUUCCUGUUCCUGCUGUACCUUUGCACUGACCGAAUAGUACCUCCCCUGCAUUCGACUGAUUGUCCCUGCAUUUAUAAAUUCGACGGAUUGCUCCCUGCGGCGCUGCGUCAGCCAGCAAUGGCUGCUCUAGACUUCGAGGCUCUGAAGAGUUACGUUCGAGAUGGGCCAACGGGUUCCAGCGCGCUCGCCGCUCCCAACGACGGCGACACCGUGUCUCUCCUCGUGACGCACAGCCAUCUGAAGCGGCAAUUCAUCGACCGGAAGUUCUCUCUCAGUAGCACCGUGGAGCGAGUGAAGGAGCAGCUUCAGGUGCACACGGGAACCGCCGUGUCAGCCAUGCAGCUGCAGCUGUUCAGUGCUUCCGGCAACUCGUCUGAAACAGAUACUCUCUUAUAUUCAGGACUCGAGGAUUUCCGACCUCUGGGAUACUACUCCCCUCAGAACGGAUACCGUCUGCAUGUGAUUGACACUGAUCCUACGUCAGCAGCCGCCAGUGGGUGGCUGGAAGACACUUCGCUGGUGGAGAAAUACUCAAUAUCUGAAGAGGACUAUGAGAAACGAGAUGAUUCUGUCCGGAGAUUCAAGCAACAACUGUACACUGCACGGCCUGACCUUGCCCCUCAGCCUGGUUUCUCAGAGGACUUUAUGUCCGACAUUGCAUCGACUAUGAAGGUUGGCGACAGAUGUGAGGUGGACCCAGGGGGCAAGAGAGGAACAGUUGCCUUUGUGGGCACGGUGGAUGUCCUUCCCAAGGGGUUCUGGGUGGGAGUCAAGUUCGAUGAGCCAGUGGGGGUCAAUGACGGAAGUGUGGAGGGGAAGAAGGUAUUUGAUUGUGAGCGCAAUUACGGCUCGUUUUUGCGGCCAGACAAAGUCAAGGUUGGGGACUACCCUGAAAGAGACCCAUUCGAUGAUGACGAGCCCGAUGAAUUCUAAUGACCACCUGCGUUUCGACACCGUAACAGAUCACUAACUCACACAAUGCUCUGCAAAGUUCGUCUGCACAUAUUCAAGAAUGUGGCCCCUGGUCCGUGACCUUAUGCGUAGGGAGGAGUCAUUUCAGACACGCAGACUGUGUAUGUAGGCAGGUAUAUAGGCUGGCAGAUGUACCAAUUUUAUCGUUUGAGUUCUGAUUCUCGAUUUAAUUGCAGGAAU